AGGAACUUAUGACCCGUUUGCGGGAACUUAUGCAUAUUAAUGUGGUUUUAAUGGCCCGUUUGCGGGAACUCGAAGCCCAUUGAAGCCAUUUGUCAACAUCAAUUCGAGCCUCUCUCUUCUUUAGGUGGUAGAAAAAAGUGGGUUUCUUCACCGUGUUCCAUUGUGAUUGAUGAAACUAUGGUCUAGUAUAAACUAGUGGAGCCAGAGCAGCUUCUGUCCCUGCCUAGGGGGAGACAUGUCGCUACCCAUAUCGUGAAGGUAAUACUAUUUUUACAUACAUAAGCAAUUGAUGAUCAUUUAAUACAUGUGCUUACCUUUACUAUUUUUGGUCCUGUUUUCUCUCUGCCAGUAAAGUGUUAUCAGUUAGUUAAUGAAUAUUUUGGACGUUCACGGAUCAUUAUUUAUCCUAUGUCCAUCAUCCAAAUCAGGGAUCCUUCAAAGUUACAUGGCAUUUAUUUUCUACUAAUAUAUUUCUGUGAAGAAUCAUUAGAGUGAUGAAUACAUGGCAAUAAGGAAAAAAGAUAGAAACGCGCGAUUAAACGAUUGAAAAAGGAAGAACGUUUACAUGGCGUUGGAAUAAGUAUAACGGAAAAAAACGUCAUCACACACCAACUUCGGGAAACAGAAAUAAAAUAACAGUAGGAUAUGAGUGUGUAGUACGUCCAUGGUCAAGGGAGCGAGGAAGAAUUUAAAAUGAAGAAAGUAGGGACGCAAAUGUUGUGUUGUUGUGUGUGAGAAGUGAGAGCCCAGAAGCAAGCCGUGCCACUUUCGCAGUAUAUAGUAAUAAAAUUAGGGACUGGUGGAUCAAUGUGCAGAGAUCCGGCAUGAAAUGAUCAAACUGCAUUUACUUCUCAUUUAAUGCCUACACCUACGCUCUGUCCAUACAUAGAAACAGCAGUUUGUGCCAUUCAAUGCUCUCUCUCUCUCGCCCCGUUUUCUUGCCUGCAACAGCAAUGGUCUGCAACCACAACUACCUUCUCCGACCCAUCUUUCUCUUUGAGUUCCUUUCAAUCAAUCCACCUCUCCGCCUUCAUACCAUGCAACUUAAUGAAGACUCCACAAAAUCUGAAUGUGUAUAGGGAUCCAAUUGAUGAUCCAGAUAAUGUCCAUUUCUGUAUUCUUUUCAGAAUCGUUGAAAUUACUGGAGAUUUUCUGAUGGUACGUUUUCUUUUGACACUGAAGUGAGAAGCAUGGUUUUCUCAUCUGGAUUGCAUUCUAAACUGGGUUUCUUAGUGAGCAGUAUAUACCGUCGGUGAAGGUUCCACCUCUUCUAUAGCAUGGGAUUCUCCGUAAGACAUCUCUUGAUCUCUUUUCUGAAUGCGAACCCAUGGCCACCUCGGACUUUCUUUGCUCUUUCAGUUUUUUUAUCGUGUUCAUGCUGGUCUGUUUGGGGUCUGGGUUCCAUGUCUUCCAUUGCUAUCUCUUACGGUGAAAAAGGUUCUGUCUUUUGUGGUCUGAGAUCAGAUGGGUCUCAUACUGUGAACUGUUACGGAUCAAACUCAGCCAUAGUCUAUGGAAUACCAACCCAUUUCCCACUUCUGGGUCUAACAGCAGGUGAUGGCUUUGUUUGCGGACUCCUAAUGGAUACUUUCCAACCUUACUGUUGGGGUAGCAGUGGCUAUAUCGAAAUGGGAGUUCCGCAGCCUAUGACGAAAGGAGCAGAGUAUCUAGAAAUCAGUGCCGGAGAUUAUCAUGUUUGUGGAUUGAGGAAACCCUUGACCGGAAGACAUAGAAACAUUUCUCUUGUCGAUUGUUGGGGUUACAACAUGACCCAAAACUAUGUUUUUGAUGGCCAGAUUCAAUCCAUCUCGGCAGGCUCUGAAUUCAACUGUGGUUUAUUUUCCCAGAACAGAACCGUAUUCUGCUGGGGCGAUGAUACUAGCAGCAGAGUAAUCAGUUUAGUUCCUAAAGAUAAGAAGUUCCAGAAGAUUUCUGCAGGGGGGUUUCAUGUGUGUGGAAUUUUAGAAGGGGUGAAUUCCAGAACUAUAUGCUGGGGAAGGAGCUUGAGCAUUGAGGAAGAAAUUGUGGUGAAACGUUCUGGUCAAGGCAACGUUGAUUUGGCUCCAAAUGAACCUAUGCUCUCUGUUGUGGGAGGAAGAUUUCAUGCUUGUGGCAUCAAAACUUAUGAUCAUGGGGUGAUUUGCUGGGGUUUUACUAUCAAGGGAAGCACCCCAGUUCCUAGUGGGAUUAAGGUAUUCGAGAUUGCUGCUGGAAAUUAUUUUACUUGUGGAAUACUUGCUCAGAGAUCUCUUCUUCCUUCCUGUUGGGGUGUUGGCUUCCCUACUUCUCUACCAUUUGCUGUCUCUCCUGGACUAUGCCAGCCUAAUCCAUGUCCUCCUGGUUUCUAUGAAGUUGAACAGCAAAACGGUCUUUGCAAGUCCUCGGAAUCUCACUUUUGCAUGCCAUGCAGCGGAGCUUGUCCUGCUGACAUGUGCCAGAAAAGUGAGUGCAAUUCUACAUCCGACAGACGAUGUGAAUACAAUUGUUCUAAUUGUUCCUCCCCUGAAUGCUUCUUCAAUUGCUCUUCUUCAGAUUCCAAUGCUACCAUGGGAAAGAAAGAUGAGAAAUUUUGGUCUUUGCAGUUGCCAGUGAUGAUUGCCGAGAUUGCUUUUGCUGUCUUCUUUGUCAGUCUUGUGACCUUAACUUCUGUUUUAUAUGUUCGGUACAAGCUACGGGGGUGCCAGUGUUCCAUAGAAGGACCAAACGUGAAGAAACUUCAAGGUAGCAAUUCUUCCCUCCAAAAAGAGAACAGCAAGAUCGGUCCAGAUCUAGAGGAGCUCAAGAUAAGGAGGGCUCAAACAUUUACAUAUGAGGAACUUGAAAGAGCAACGGGUGGGUUCAAAGAAGAAUCCCUCGUUGGUAAAGGAAGCUUUUCGUGUGUAUUCAAAGGAGUACUGAAAGAUGGGACUGCUGUAGCAGUUAAAAGGGCCAUAAUGUCUCCCAACAUGCAGAAGAAUUCCAAGGAGUUUCAUACAGAACUUGACUUACUUUCCAGGUUGAACCAUGCCCAUUUACUCAACCUGCUAGGGUACUGCGAAGAAGGUGGAGAAAGGCUUCUUGUUUAUGAGUUCAUGGCACAUGGCUCUUUGCACCAACAUCUCCAUGGGAAAAACAAGGCUUCCAAAGAGCAGUUGGAUUGGGUUAGAAGGGUGACAAUUGCAGUUCAAGCAGCUAGAGGAAUUGAAUAUUUACAUGGCUAUGCCUGCCCACCUGUGAUUCACAGAGACAUCAAAUCUUCAAACAUCCUCAUUGAUGAAGAACACAAUGCUAGAGUUUCUGAUUUUGGCUUGUCAUUACUGGGUCCUGCGGAUAGUAGCUCCCCUUUGGCUGAACUACCUGCCGGGACGCUUGGCUAUCUUGAUCCUGAAUAUUACAGACUCCACUAUCUUACCACAAAAUCUGAUGUAUAUAGCUUUGGCGUGCUGCUCUUGGAAAUUCUGAGCGGCAGAAAAGCCAUUGACAUGCAAUACGAAGAAGGUAACAUAGUUGAAUGGGCAGUGCCUUUGAUCAAGGCAGGAGAUGUCACUGCAAUUUUAGACCCCGUCCUAAAACAGCCGCCUAAUCUCGAAGCCUUGAAAAGGAUCGCAAACGUGGCCUGUAAAUGCGUGAGGAUGAGAGGGAAAGAGAGGCCAUCAAUGGACAAAGUGACAACUGCUUUGGAGCGAGCCCUUGCGCAGCUAAUGGGUAGCCCAAGCAACGAGCAGCCAAUUUUGCCGACCGAGGUGGUGUUGGGAAGUAACAGAUUACACAAGAAAUCGUCUCAAAGAUCCUCCAACAAGUCAGCUUCAGAAACGGACGUGGGAGAAGCUGAGGAUCAAGGUUUCGAGUUCAGAGCACCAUCGUGGAUAACUUUUCCAAGUGUUGCUUCUUCUCAGAGAAGGAAGUCGUCGGUGUCGGAGGGGGAUGUGGAUGGGAAGAACCCAGAAGUGAAGAACUUAGGAAACGUGGGUGGUGGUGACGUUUUGAGGAGUCUUGAAGAAGAGAUUGGACCUGCUUCGCCUCAAGAGAGGCUGUUUUUGCAGCACAACUUCUGAGACGAAGGAGGGACAAAACUUUUGAGAUUCAAUUCUCAAUUGCCAAGCACAUCGUGUGUAUAUGGUGUCUGUAUCCGGGUCGUUGUUGUUGGUAAUUCUCAAUUACUUUUCAUUUACAUAGAUCAUGGGAUGAGACGCUGCAAAAAGUAAAAACUUGACGUUAAUUGAGUAUU
Prosopis cineraria is the source of this 4207-nucleotide messenger RNA. RefSeq names its product serine/threonine-protein kinase-like protein ACR4. The transcript has a single exon. The coding region runs from base 1278 to 4034 and encodes 918 amino acids. The record is from RefSeq and is a predicted model, not a curated record. Gene Ontology annotation, biological process: protein phosphorylation. Gene Ontology annotation, molecular function: ATP binding; protein kinase activity; protein binding. NCBI's taxonomy places the organism in Eukaryota, Viridiplantae, Streptophyta, Magnoliopsida, Fabales, Fabaceae.